Theobroma umbraticum is the source of this 2120-nucleotide messenger RNA. Its product is annotated as magnesium transporter, putative (DUF803). Gene Ontology annotation, cellular component: membrane. The record is from RefSeq and is a predicted model, not a curated record. Gene Ontology annotation, molecular function: magnesium ion transmembrane transporter activity. NCBI's taxonomy places the organism in Eukaryota, Viridiplantae, Streptophyta, Magnoliopsida, Malvales, Malvaceae. Gene Ontology annotation, biological process: magnesium ion transport.
UUUCCCCUUUGUUGCCUAUUAAAAAGCACUUUAUGACUUAAAUCCAUUUUUUUAUUUUCUCUUUUAGAAUUCAUGUAAAAGAGAGAGAGAGGGUGAGAGAGUUGUAUUUACCAGACUCGUUUCACUGCUUCCAAUCUCUCCUCAGCCUCAAUAAACAAACCACCGAAUCGCACGUGGGAACAUGUCAAGGAACAAGAAAUUACCAAAUGACAGGCUGCCAAUACCAACCCCGAAUUGUUAAAAGAGGGGAUAACGUAAUGCAGCGACAAACCCUGUACCCACCCAUAAAUCCCCGUUUUAGGUAAACAGAAAAGAAAAAAAAAACCCAGCAAGAGAGAGAGAAAAGAGAGAUUUUCAUUUUUCAGAUACGUUUCUUUUUUGUUGGUUUGUUUGAUUUCGGAGGGAUAGUGAACAAGAAAUGUGGGAAUCGAUCUGUUUAACAUUGGCAGCCACGGCGGGUAAUAACAUAGGCAAAGUCCUACAAAAGAAGGGCACUGUUAUUCUCCCUCCUCUGUCCUUCAAGCUCAAGGUGAUAAGAGCAUAUGCUGUAAAUAAAUCAUGGGUGAUAGGAUUUCUAAUGGAUAUUUGCGGUGCCUUGUUGAUGUUGAGAGCGUUAUCUCUGGCCCCGGUAUCUGUCAUUCAACCAGUUUCUGGCUGUGGGCUUGCCAUUCUUUCUAUCUUUUCGCACUUCUAUCUACAGGAAGUCAUGAAUGUUAUUGACUGGAUGGGAAUUACAUUAGCUGGCAUUGGCACCAUAGGAGUUGGUGCUGGUGGAGAGGAGCAAGAGGCUUCUUCAGUAUCUAUGUUACAGUUACCAUGGUUGGCAUUCUUUGUCGUGAUCUUGUUUGUACUCCUAAAUGGAUGGCUUCGCAUCUGCAAGCGGCAACGGAGAGAACAAGAACUGAUGGAGUAUGAAGUUGUUGAAGAAAUUAUAUAUGGCUUAGAAUCAGGAAUUUUAUUUGGGAUGGCAUCAGUGAUAUCAAAGAUGGGUUUUGUCUUUGUGGAGCAGGGUUUCUCCAGGAUGUUGAUUCCUCUAUGUGUCUCAAUCAGCAUAUGUUGUAGUGGUACUGGAUUUUACUACCAGACUCGUGGCCUAAAGCAUGGCAGAGCAAUUGUGAUUUCCACGUGUGCUGCUGUGGCAUCAAUUGUGACUGGUGUACUUGCUGGUAUGCUUGCAUUGGGUGAACGGUUGCCUUCAGCACCAGUUGCUCGUAUUUCACUUCUGCUUGGAUGGUUAUUCAUCAUGAUGGGUGUGAUUUUGCUUGUGAGUUCAACAAGACUGAUGCGGCACCUUCCAUGGCCAUUGCAGAACUUAAUACCUAGUGGAGUGGACAGGAAUUUCAAUCUCAGGCGGUCAGGGUCUUAUCGAGUCAAGGAUCCAAGUCCAAGUGCUGUUAUCCAGGCAGCAACAUUGCAUCAUCUGAUACCAACACCAGCUAAGGAGAAGGCGUAAAUUAAGAAAACAAAAGAUCACUGCACAUGCAUAUGUGAUUAUCAAUCUCUGAUCAUAUUUUGGGUCUGGAUGGGGUUGCGAUGUACAGUACAUUCAAUUUGAUUACUGGUUUAUUUGGAGGGCAUGAAAUUUUUAAUAUCAGUCCUUCACAGAGCUGCGUUUUACAUCAAAUUGUGAAAUUUGUGAACUAAAACUAUUUUAAAAUGACCCUAACAUACAGUAUGCAAAUUGAAUCCAUUGCUGCCUUUGUUUCUUGCAAAAACCUUGAAUGAGCAACCUGAGGAUAAAUAGCCUCGGAAUCACCGAGAGACCAAAAAGGUCCGCACUUUAGCCCAACUCAGGUUUUUCGAGAAACAAAUUCAAGGAGUGCUCUCUCCAUGGUGACUGGUCAGUAGACGUCCGUAGCUCAUUUGUGACCUUCAGUCGUUUGUGGGGUUCAGUGUUACUUGAUGAACGGUUAUGAUCAGAUGAGCGGGAAGCAGUGAGCAAUCAUGGCAUUUUCUGUUGUUUGCUAAUUGUUAAGCAUCGAAUAAUUCCCCCUCCAUCCGCCCAACAUGCGCACUAGGGAACAGGAGGAAGAGCCAAGAACCUUGUAAAGACUUACGGUGUGCGAAGCAUAUACACCUUGGCGAUUGGUGAUUCUUCUCUAUUUCACCUACCAUUACAC